CAGCGAACGCUGGACACUGGGACGGCCGCGGCGGCAGCUUGCAAGACCAUGGCCCAACCCGGAGGGGCCGCGAACCGGGCACCCACGGCCUCUCUGGCGCCGACCGCGCAGAGCCUGCGGUGCGCCCCGCAGCCCCGCCCCUCGAGAGCGGACACUGGUAGCCUGGGCAGGUACUGGGGCAAAGCCGCAGCCACUGCCUCCCGGGAGCCCCCCUUCCCAGGCACGCUGAUGCACUCUGGAGCGGGCUCAGGGCGCCGGCGGGGAGCGCUGCGGGAACUGCUGGGGCUGCAGCGGGCGGCUCCUGCCGGGUGGCUGUCGGAGGAGCGCGCCGAGGAGCUGGGCGGGCCCAGCGGGCCGGGCAGCAGCAGGCUGUGCCUGGAACCGCGGGAGCACGCGUGGAUUCUGGCGGCCGCCGAGGGCCGCUAUGAGGUGCUGCGGGAGCUGCUGGAGGCUGAGCCGGAGCUGCUGCUGCGGGGCGACCCGAUCACCGGCUACUCGGUUCUGCACUGGCUGGCCAAGCACGGGCGCCACGAGGAGCUCAUUCUAGUACACGACUUCGCCCUACGCCGGGGGCUGCGGCUCGACGUGAGCGCCCCAGGCAGCGGCGGCCUCACGCCCCUCCACCUGGCGGCCCUUCAGGGUCACGACAUGGUCAUCAAGGUGCUGGUGGGCGCCCUGGGUGCCGACGCUACGCGCCGCGACCACAGCGGCCACCGGGCCUGCCACUACCUGCGGCCCGACGCGCCUUGGAGGUUGCGGGAGCUGUCGGGAGCCGAGGAAUGGGAGAUGGAGAGCGGCAGCGGGUGCACCAACCUGAACAACAACAGCAGCGGCAGCGCUGCGUGGAGGGCCGCGAGCGCAGUGGGCGCGACGGCUGUGGAGACAAGCAGAAGAGCGGCGGCGUCGCGGACCAAGGCGAAGGACACCGCGGGCAGCCGGGUGGCGCAAAUGCAUGGCCUUUUCCGCCAUCUGUUCCCCUCAUUCCAGGACCGUUGACAGGGACAGAGACUGGAGAGCUAGGAGGGGCCGCGACGCUGUGGCGAUGGCUAGGUCCUGGGUUGUCCCGGGUUCCACCGAAGGAGAGGCGCCUUGGACGCUGCUUGGGCCUGCAAGGAACAGAACAUGUCGGGGUCCAACUCAGGUACUUGUCUCAGGUCUCCUGUAACCACCGGCCUGGAGGACCUGGGGACUCGGGCACCACCUCACCAAGAGAGAGUGAAGGACCAAGCUGGCCUGGCUCCGAGUUCCAAAGCUACACGACUAAGGAGUUGGGAGAAGGGAUCGUGGUCCUGCUUGGGAGAGGGCAGGUUAAGCUUCCAGUGGCCAUUUCUGGGCAGGCCGACGCGCAGGGUUUAUUUUCUUUUUUUCUUUUUUUUUUUUUCUUUUUUUUUUUGAGACGGAGUCUCGCUCUGUCACCCAGGCUGGAGU
Molecule: messenger RNA, 1428 nt
Organism: Chlorocebus sabaeus (green monkey)
Lineage: Eukaryota; Metazoa; Chordata; Mammalia; Primates; Cercopithecidae
Gene: SOWAHD
Product: sosondowah ankyrin repeat domain family member D
Molecular function (GO): protein binding
Source: RefSeq, a predicted model, not a curated record